Messenger RNA from Colletotrichum orchidophilum, 2445 nucleotides. Its product is annotated as glycosyl hydrolase family 3 N terminal domain-containing protein. Bases 1 to 2445 code for a protein of 814 amino acids. Gene Ontology annotation, molecular function: xylan 1,4-beta-xylosidase activity; alpha-L-arabinofuranosidase activity. The record is from RefSeq and is a predicted model, not a curated record. The transcript has 3 exons. Gene Ontology annotation, cellular component: plant-type cell wall. NCBI's taxonomy places the organism in Eukaryota, Fungi, Ascomycota, Sordariomycetes, Glomerellales, Glomerellaceae. Gene Ontology annotation, biological process: arabinan catabolic process; xylan catabolic process.
AUGAUACGGCCAGAGCGGUAUGCCCCGCACUCGACGCGGGCUCGAAAGAUGUAUAGGUUCAUCAGGAAUCACCUUCUCCUUUUCCCCGGGACCAUCCUGGCGGCCGGGUCGGGUCCAUCAGACGAGCAAAAACCACUUACAUCUCGGACGUGCCUCGCCCCCCUGCCAGCAUCGGACUCUCAAGCCGCCGGCAGCUUCCCGGAUUGUACGCGGGAUCCUCUUUGCUCCAUCAACGUGUGCGACGAAUCCCUCUCUCCAAACGAACGGGCCAGGGCGCUGGUAGCUGAGCUCACGAUCUGGGAGAAGCUCGAUAACCUCGUCAACGAGGCGCCCGGUAUUCCGAGACUCGGAAUCCCGCCGUAUGAGUGGUGGUCCGAGGGCCUCCACGGCGUCGCGUCGUCCCCCGGGACCAAGUUUGCAAAGAGCGGCAACUUUAGCUAUGCGACGUCGUUUCCGCAGCCAAUCGUCAUCGGCUCGGCCUUUGAUGAUGAGCUGGUGAGGGCGAUUGGGGAGGUGGUCAGCAAGGAGGCGAGGGCCUUUAGCAAUGAUGGUCGAUCUGGACUGGACCUCUAUUCUCCCAACAUCAACGCCUUUAAAGAUCCCCGUUGGGGACGCGGUCAAGAGACGCCCGGCGAGGACCCUUUCCACCUCCAAAACUACGUCGCAGCGAUGCUCACGGGCCUCGAGGGGACCGACAAGUCCAAGAAGCUAGUCGCGACGUGCAAGCACUUCGCGGCCAACGACUUUGAGCACUACCAGGGCGUCGACCGCGCCGGGUUCGACGCCAUCAUCACCACCCAGGAACUCUCCGAGUACUACCUCCCUCCCUUCAAAACGUGCGCCGUCGAGAAGAAUGUCGGAUCCUUCAUGUGCAGCUAUAACGGCAUCAACGGCACACCACUGUGCGCGAAUUCGUAUCUCCUUGAAGAUAUCCUCCGACGGCAUUGGCGGUGGGAUGGGGAUGGGCAGUACAUCUCCACGGACUGCGACUGCGUCGCCCUCAUGGUUUCGUAUCAUCAUUACGCGCCGGACCUGGGACACGCCGCGGCGUGGUCGAUGAAGGCCGGCACCGAUCUGGAGUGCAACGCGUUCCCUGGUUCCGAGGCCCUGCAGUUGGCCUGGAACCAGUCUCUCAUUUCCGAAAAGGAGGUUGACAGGUCGCUCACGAGGAUGUACACGGCGCUGAUCUCCGUCGGCCAGUUUGACUCUGCCCGAGAGCAGCCCUUGAGAUCAUUACUCUGGCAAGACGUCGACACAGAGGAGGCGCGAGAGCUUGCGUACAGAGCAGUCAUCGAGGGCUCGGUGCUCCUCAAGAAUGACGGACUCCUGCCUCUCUCUCCAGAUUCGGGCAAGAAAUAUGCGCUCAUCGGUCCCUGGGCCAAAGCUACGACGCAGAUGCAAGGCAACUACUUUGGUCCCGCACCGUACCUGAUAUCUCCAUACCAGGCCGCUCAGGAUCACGGGCUCGAUUUUACAUACACGCUAGGCUCCAAGAUCAACGCCUCGGACGAUUCGCUUUCUGACGCUCUCAAAUCCGCAGCGGAAGCAGACAUAAUCAUCUUCGCGGGCGGCGUCGACAACACGUUGGAAGCCGAGACGCUCGAUCGCAAGACCCUGGCCUGGCCGGCGCCUCAGUUGGAGCUUCUCCGCGCCCUCGCCGAGGUCGGUAAGCCGGUCGUCGUGCUUCAGUUUGGCGGCGGGCAGGUGGACGACACGGAGCUCCUGGCCAGCGACUCUAUCCGCGCGAUUCUAUGGGGCGGGUACCCUGGCCAGUCCGGGGGCAAGGCCGCUUUGGACUUGCUCUUUGGACGCGAGGCACCGUCUGGGAGGCUGUCUGUUACGCAGUACCCGGCGGUUUAUAACGACGCAGUUCCGUCGACGGAUAUGAAUCUCCGACCAGUCCCGGGUAACUCGGGCCUCGGACGGACAUACAUGUGGUACCUCGGCGAGACGCCCGUGGCAUAUGGGUUUGGCUUGCACUAUACGACUUUUGACGUCACACUCAAAGCGCUACAGGAGCCUGCUGUAAUCGAGACUACAAAAGUCACGUAUGUAGCAGACAGCAAGGACUCUAGGGCGCCAUCGUGGCAAAAGACCUUGGAGAGACCGAUGCUUACUGUUGCCGUGACGGUGACCAACACUGGAGACGUUGCCUCGGACUACGUGGCACUGCUAUUCCUCAAAUCGGAAGCUGGUCCUGAACCUAGGCCGCUCAAGACCCUUGCAGGGUACACUCGCUUCAGAGGCAUUCAGCCCGGUCAGGCUGUAGUGAAGGAAGUUGUCAUCACCGUUGAAAGGUUGGUACGAGUCGACGAGCUGGGAAACCGAGUGCUGCAUCCUGGCUCGUAUGAGGUGUUUGUGGAUCUGGAUAAGAAAGCGAUUCACAAAUUCCACGUGGGUGGUCCGGCGGUGAUUGUUGAGGAGUUUCCACAACCGAGAGUUUGA